Molecule: messenger RNA, 387 nt
Organism: Histoplasma mississippiense
Lineage: Eukaryota; Fungi; Ascomycota; Eurotiomycetes; Onygenales; Ajellomycetaceae
Product: ubiquitin-60S ribosomal protein L40 fusion protein
Exons: 5
Coding region: 1-387 (128 amino acids)
Biological process (GO): modification-dependent protein catabolic process; protein ubiquitination; translation
Cellular component (GO): ribosome; nucleus; cytoplasm
Molecular function (GO): structural constituent of ribosome; protein tag activity; ubiquitin protein ligase binding
Source: RefSeq, a predicted model, not a curated record
AUGCAGAUCUUCGUCAAGACCCUGACGGGCAAGACCAUCACCCUCGAGGUCGAGUCCAGCGACACCAUCGACAAUGUCAAGAGUAAAAUCCAGGACAAGGAGGGAAUUCCACCCGACCAGCAGCGAUUGAUCUUUGCGGGCAAGCAGCUUGAGGAUGGCCGGACGCUUAGUGAUUAUAACAUUCAGAAGGAAUCUACCCUCCACCUCGUCCUCCGCCUGCGUGGUGGUAUCAUCGAGCCCUCGCUCAAGGCCCUCGCCAGCAAGUAUAACUGCGACAAGAUGAUCUGCCGGAAGUGCUAUGCCCGCCUUCCACCCCGUGCCACCAACUGCCGAAAGAAGAAAUGCGGUCACACCAACCAACUGCGACCAAAGAAGAAGCUCAAGUAG